AUGUCCGUCCAUACCGAUCGACGAGAGCAUCCGCGGGUUCUCCCCGCGGCAACAGAGCCCGACCUGGACCCCAACUUCGAUCCAGAUCCCAACUCCCACUACAUUCUCGCCGCCAACGAUCACCCCACCCCGCCGAACGUUCAGAUACCCUCUAAUCCAGAUCUAUUGCCCUCUGUCGCCGCUUCUCGCCCCUCCUCGGCCUCCCCUGACGAACUCCAUCCCUCGCCCCUGCACUCCCCCGCCGUUGCCCAGCAUUCCUCGAUUGCCACCGGAACGAUAGCAUCUAAUACGGCGCCUCGUCAGGUCUUGGGCCGUAGACAACGAGCCACUUCCGACUCGGAUCGGGGAAGCCCUCCUACUACGUCUGCCGGCGCCAGUCGAUCCGCCUCCCACCGCGUCAAACGCAGAAGAGGCGACGCCAACAUGAUCUCAGACGGAGAUGGACUGGCUUCCAACGGCGCUCCGAGGGCUUACUCCAACGGCGCAUCCUCUGAUGCCCAGCUGACUGCCUCUGCUACAAAUGGAACUCGCAAGGCCGCUGCCAUGAACGGCUCCUCCCGCUCCGACAAGGAAACACCGUCACGACCGCCGACGACAUAUUACGGGCAUGAUCGCGAGGAGGUGACGCGCAUUCUGAUUCAGGCCCUUUCCGACAUGGGUUAUCAUGGUGCUGCGGAGAGCGUCAGCAAGGACAGCGGCUACGAGCUCGAGAGUCCAACGGUCGCCGCCUUCCGGAAUGCGGUCGUCAACGGCGAGUGGGGUCAAGCCGAGGAGCUUCUCUUCGGAGCCGUCAUGUCCGAUGACCGAGGCCAACAAGGGAACGGCUUAGUCCUGGCCCCCGGCUCAGACAGGAACGUCAUGCGAUUCUGGUUGCGCCAACAGAAGUUUUUAGAGCUCCUGGAACAGCGUGAUACGAGUAAAGCCCUCAUGGUACUACGAACAGAGCUCACGCCGCUUUAUCAAGACACCCAGAAGCUCCAUUUCCUGUCUAGUCUACUCAUGUGCCAGUCCACGGAGGAUUUGAAGGCCAAGGCAGAAUGGGAUGGUGCUCACGGUCAGUCCAGAAAGGUGCUGCUGUCGGAGUUGUCGACCCUGGAGUUGACAGAUCUGAAUGGGGAGGUAUGGCAAGUACAAUUCUCACACGACGGCAAACGUCUGGCAGCCUGUGGUAGCGGCGAGGCAGUUGUCAUUUGGGAUCUCCCUUCAUUCUCAGUUUCACAAGUUCUUCGCCCACACGCUCAUGGUGUUGGCAAUUUCUCAUGGAGCCCCGACGACUCGAUGCUUGUAACGUGCUCACAGGACAAGUAUGCACGGCUGUGGGACACAUCGACUGGGGAAUUGAGGCUUAAACUGGAGCGCUUCGAGGAGCCAGCCAGCGGUUGUGUAUGGGCCGCUGACAGCAAGAGUUUUGUGACCGGAGCCCUGGAUAAGCAACACGGCCUGCGCACUUGGAGCACCUCAGGGGAAAUGCUGUACGAAUGGGGCAAGAAGCACCGGGUUCAGGACUUGUGCGGCUCGCCCGAUGGUCACUGGCUGGUCGCGGUGGACGACGUGCAGAAGAUACACGUCUAUAAUCCCACCACACGCGAAUUGGAGUAUGAAAUGGAGCUGAAGGCUCGGCCAACUUGCGUCAGCAUCAGCGAAGACUCCCGGCAUCUUCUUGUCAACAAAAAAGACGGCGAGGUGCAACUGAUAGACUUGGCAACUCGAACCUCUGUACAAAAGUUUCUCGGACAUACGGGGGGCGACUUCCUCAUCAGGAGUGCUUUUGGUGGCGCCAACGAAAGUUUCGUCGUUAGCGGCAGCGAGGGUAAGUCGGAGUCGCACAGAACUGCAUCGUUACAAGCUAAUCUAGAAGCAGAUGGGAACAUCCUCAUCUGGCACAAGAAUAGCGGCGCUGCCGUUGAAAGGCUUGAAGGUCAUCAGCCCCGGACUAAUGCCGUCAGCUGGAAUCCAGCAGACCCUUGUAUGCUGGCGUCGUGCGGCGACGACGGAAAAGUCAAAGUGUACGUUGGCAACACCACGACGAGUCGUGCAUCUCUGCUGACAAUCAACAGGUGGUCGAAUAAGAACCAAAGUACAACUCUCAGAUCAUUACAUAGUGCAGCCUCGAGAGGCUCGAAUGGAUGGAGAGAAGACGAUCGAGCUGAGGAGUAG
This is a messenger RNA of Colletotrichum chrysophilum, 2157 nucleotides long. RefSeq lists its product as uncharacterized. Gene Ontology annotation, biological process: proteasome-mediated ubiquitin-dependent protein catabolic process. The record is from RefSeq and is a predicted model, not a curated record. Gene Ontology annotation, cellular component: GID complex. The transcript has 4 exons. NCBI's taxonomy places the organism in Eukaryota, Fungi, Ascomycota, Sordariomycetes, Glomerellales, Glomerellaceae. The coding region runs from base 1 to 2157 and encodes 718 amino acids. Gene Ontology annotation, molecular function: protein binding.